CACGAAUCGACUUGUCUUUCGCCUUCCACUACUCACUUCAUCCAAAAUUCCAAUCGACCACAUCUCCAAUUCCGCGAGGAUUCGAUCGAGCUCCAUCCAAUCCAAUGUCAUCGCCGUGAACCGAAUCUAAAGUUAACGGAACACCUUUCCCCUUUUGAAAGUUCAAUUCAAACCUACAUAAUUGAACAAGGGAAGGAGGGGGCAGAAGACGAAGAAGAUGAUCGGAGAGAGAAUCACUAUGUGGCUGACCAGGAGGAAGCUCUGGAUCCCUGCCCUGUUUUUGCUCCUUUCCUCUCUGCAACGAGCAGCGCCGGAAUCCGCCACGCCCCGCUACGACGACUGCGCUCCCCGGCUAUGCGGCGGCCAGGAGGUCAGGUUCCCGUUCUGGAUCAUCGAUCGGCAGCCGAGUUACUGCGGCCCUCCGGCGUUCGCCCUCACUUGCCUCAACGACACAGGCGCCCUCUUCCUCACCGUCCUCAACAUCAAAUUCUACGUGCUCCGGAUUUUCUACUCCAACAGCUCCGUCCACUUCACUCUCGGCGACGCCAACGAUCCCUGCGCCUUCCUCCUCGGCACAAACACCUCCGGGUUCUUCCCCUUCAAUGUCAGCGACUCCAACAAGCGGAUCUUCUUCCUCUACAACUGCUCCGGAUCAGAAAGCGCCAUCCCGAGGAGCUACCAGAACAUGUCCUGCCCCCGGGUCAAGAGGGUCAUGUUCGGCGGCGAGUAUGACCCCGUCCGCACGCGCUCGCCGAACCCGAACUGCACCGUCGGCGUAGUGCCGGUGAUGGGCGACUCAAACAUCAGCGCCGGCAUAAACUACACGGCCCUGCUGCGGGCAGGCUGGAUGGCGAAUUAUACUGCGAGGAAUUGCAGCAAGUGCGCCGCCAGCGGCGGCCGGUGCGGCUACGACGCCAACAACACCUCGACGUGGCAGGGCAGUAUCUGCAUCUGCCCCAAUGGAGUCCAUCUCGGAAGUUGCAGCGGGAAGAAGAAUUCGCAUAGGACAUUGUUGGCAGCGGGUACUGCUGGAUCCGCCGGAUUGCUCGCUCUCACGUGCGCGGCCGUCUUCCUCGUUAGGAGAUUCACGAAAUCCCAAAGAAACUCAACGCUCUCUAGAAAUAUUUCUUCUUCAUUGAAGGAUUCUGAAAUCCAAGAUCACUUCCAGACGCAUGUCUUCUCCUACGAUGAACUCGUGGAGGCCACCGAUUGCUUCGAUUCCUCCAGAGAACUCGGAGAUGGAGGCUUUGGCAUAGUGUAUAAAGGGAAACUCCGAGAUGGUCGGACGGUCGCCGUCAAGCGAUUGUACGGGAAGAACUAUAAGAAGGUGGAGCAGUUUAUGAACGAGGUCAAGAUCCUCUCCCUUCUCCGCCACCAGUUCCUCGUCAGCCUCUACGGUUCGACCUCGCAUCGCAGCCGUGAACUCGUCCUCGUUUAUGAGUUCGUACCGAACGGCACAGUCGCCGACCACCUCCAGGGCCGUCGCGCCGCCGAGCGGAUUCUCACUUGGCCGAUGCGCCUGCGGAUCGCCAUCGAGACGGCCGACGCGCUUGCGUACCUCCACGCCGUCGACCCUCCGAUCAUACACCGCGACGUCAAGACCACCAACAUCCUGCUCGACGACGGCUUCCGUGUCAAAGUGGCGGAUUUCGGGCUCUCGCGCCUGUUUCCGGCCGACGCGACGCACGUCUCCACCGCCCCGCAGGGGACGCCGGGGUACGUCGACCCUGAGUACUACCAGUGUUUCCAGCUCACCGGCAAGAGCGACGUCUACAGCUUCGGGGUGGUGCUGGUGGAGCUCAUAUCGUCGAAGCCGGCGAUCGACCUCCGGAGAGAAAAGAUCGAGGUCCACUUGGCUAACAUGGCGAUCGCUAAGAUCCAGAACCACGAGCUGGUCGAUUUGGUCGAUCCCGAGCUCUGGCGGACGUCGGACGAGGCGGCGAGGAUGAGGAUCGCCAUGGUGGCGGAGUUGGCGUUCAGGUGCUUGCAGUCGGACGGAGACAGGAGGCCGGCCGUCAAGGAAGUCCUCGAGGGACUGGUGGCGAUAGAAAACUCGGCGUGCGAUUCCGGCGACAAGGCAGAGGACGCUGCUAAUUGGCUGCGAGAUGAUGCCAGUUUGAUGCACAACGUCGCGAUGUGCUCGCCGGACACGGUUGCCGGAAAGUGGUUUCUUGUUAUUAUUAGAGGUAAAGCCAGACACAUCGGAGAAGUUGGUCAUGAGAGGACGAGAAUGUGCACUUUCGGAGGAUGACACUAACUUCGUUGAUUUUUUGCCGGAAGAUGACUCCAGUCACAACAGUGUCAGUGUGUUCUCGAUGGUGAAGUGGAUGAUGAUGGAGGAAACUCGUCGAGACAGAGAUGAAGAAUGUGUUAGAGUGUAUACUAAAAGUCUAUCUUUUGUAAACAUUUAUUUUGAAAUACAUUGGUCAAAAAUGUCUACAUUUAUAU
This is a messenger RNA of Zingiber officinale, 2448 nucleotides long. Its product is annotated as LEAF RUST 10 DISEASE-RESISTANCE LOCUS RECEPTOR-LIKE PROTEIN KINASE-like 1.2. The transcript has 6 exons. Gene Ontology annotation, molecular function: ATP binding; protein kinase activity; polysaccharide binding. The record is from RefSeq and is a predicted model, not a curated record. NCBI's taxonomy places the organism in Eukaryota, Viridiplantae, Streptophyta, Magnoliopsida, Zingiberales, Zingiberaceae. Gene Ontology annotation, biological process: protein phosphorylation. The coding region runs from base 218 to 2251 and encodes 677 amino acids.